This is a messenger RNA of Postia placenta MAD-698-R-SB12, 764 nucleotides long. RefSeq lists its product as hypothetical. The coding region runs from base 12 to 764 and encodes 250 amino acids. The record is from RefSeq and is a predicted model, not a curated record. The transcript has 5 exons. Lineage: Eukaryota; Fungi; Basidiomycota; Agaricomycetes; Polyporales; Adustoporiaceae. Gene Ontology annotation, molecular function: fatty acyl-CoA hydrolase activity.
CGCUAUUAAGCAUGCAGAUCUUCCACCCGAGGAAGCUGCUACCUGUCACACGGCUUUUGGGCAGACGAGGCGAUUGCAGUUGUAUCGUUCUACAGCGGCAUCAGUCUACUAUCCGCGCUUUGCAAGAUGCGUUUCGCGACCCUUCGUCGCCGUUCCAUCUCGCCCCGGGAACGCAGGGCCCCGAGUCGCCUGAUCCUCCUGCAGAGCAUCUGCAUACGGCGGCGGCAGCAGCAGAAGUCUCACCUGCCGAGCAUGCUCGCGCCACCCUCACCAAACUGGGAUACGACCCAACCAGUUUCUGGGAGCAGAAAGUAGCGUGGGGAGACCACGAUGCCUUCCAGCAUGUGAACAAUGUGCGCUACAUACGCUUCUUCGAAUCCUCUCGCAUUGAGUGGAUGGUAUCUCUCGGGGAAGAGAUAGGUGGAGCCUCUCGGGCUGAGGACAUGCUCGCCGGUCGCGGGGUCUCCUUGAUCCUCAAGUCCAUCUCCGUGGACUACAAGCGACCGGUGGUGUAUCCAGACACCCUGCUGGUCGCCCACAAGCCACACGCGGGGCCGCUGAGGUCGAGUUCUGACCUGCCGAGGACGCACUUCCACGUGAUGGGCGCGGUAUACUCGUAUGCGCAGGGGCGGAUCGUAACCGAGUGCGAUUCGGUGCUGGUGUGGUACGAUUAUAAUAAGCUGGCGAAGUGUGAUCCGGGGAAGGAGGCACAGCAGGCUUUGCAGCGACGCAUGAACCUUGCGCAUGAACCGACGGGCAUGUAG